Molecule: messenger RNA, 1045 nt
Organism: Plodia interpunctella (Indianmeal moth)
Lineage: Eukaryota; Metazoa; Arthropoda; Insecta; Lepidoptera; Pyralidae
Exons: 7
Coding region: 16-1020 (334 amino acids)
Source: RefSeq, a predicted model, not a curated record
ACAACUUUUAAAAAUAUGGAGUGUUGUAAAAAGCUAUUGAAACUCCAAUCAUACCUACAGAAUAGACAUAAGGGACUUUUUUUCAACUACCUACAAUCAAAUGAUUAUUUUGUUUGUGCUCAAUGGAAAUUUCCUACCUACAAGAUAAGAUCAUUAAUCAUGACUGAAAGUCGUAUCCAGCUCUUUGCAACUCAAUUCCCAUGCCACGAGCUAUACAGCUUAUUAAUUGGCCUCAUCAUUGUUGUAUGUCGUAUCGUGGUGAUAACAUUGAUUAGCAUUUAUCAUAACGCUACUGACUUAACCCACACCGCAUCUCCGUCACACAGGAUCCGCGCUGAAUCUGACAGCGGUCGGCGCGAAUCGACAGUUUUUGACAGAUGUCACGUGAACAAUGUACGUCUGGUAAACCACAGGGAGUAUAUGACUGAAGUGCUAACUGCAGUGGCCCACAUACUGGAAGAAAGGCAAUGGUGCAAUUUGAAGAUACCUGAAUUUCAAAUGGACGUAGACCAAAACAUCCUAAACUGGGACGUGAGUGGCACCGUCUCAUUUCAAAACGGCUUCACGGUAUCCAUCCAAAGACUAGAGAUCUUGGAGUCCAGUUUAAACCAGAUCUGGAGUUGGAACAACGUUGACGGUACCGGGACUGUUGAAGUCAGAGGCACCUUGAGGAUGCAUGACCUGACUGUUGGCUUCGAUGUUGUUGCCGACUUUGGUGAAAUCUUCAGAUCCAGUGCUACUUAUCGUCAUCCGCUGAUCACUUUUGCCUUUUCUAUCUUCCGAAACACCCAAACUUUAGCCACUUCAGUUACCGUCGUUGGAACCCAACCUAGGAGUCUCAACAAGCUUCAAUUUUUGCCAACUAACAACGCCACUGACGUUAUAAAUGCUUUGUACGACUCCAACAUAACCUUCACAGGCAUCACGUCGUGGUCUGAGGUCUUCCAGCCCAUUGCUCUGGACGUCGUCACCAAUAGGAUUAGCUUCCCUGUCAUCUGUUACAAUUGUCCUAUCACUUAAUGACAAUAAAUCAUGUCUUAUUUCA